UUUGAGCUAUGGCAAUAGAAAACACAACGGGCAGCAAUGAAUUCGCGACGAUUUACACCAGAGAGAGUCUCGCGAAUGACUCGUGUCAGGAAUAUGAUGGUCCUCAGGCGAGGGUCUUUAAGAUAAUAGUCAUUGGGGAUUCAAAUGUUGGAAAAACCUGCCUAACGUACCGGUUUUGCGGUGGUAAAUUUCUCAGCAAUCCCGAGGCAACAAUUGGUGUAGAUUUCAGAGAGAGGACCCUGCAACUUGAUGGGGAAAACAUAAAGUUGCAGAUCUGGGACACGGCUGGUCAGGAGCGUUUCAGGAAGAGUAUGGUGGAGCAUUACUACCGAAAUGUCCAUGCCAUCAUCUUCGUCUACGAUGUGACCAGUCUGGCUUCAUUUGAGAGUCUGCCGGAGUGGAUUGAGGAGUGCAACCAUCACUCAGUUCCUCCCAUGGUCCCCCGCAUCCUAGUUGGGAACAAAUGUGACUUAAGAGAAAGCAGAGAAGUAUCUACAUUUUUAGCUCAGCGACUGGCUGAUAGCUAUAACUUUCCCCUUUUUGAGACGUCUGCAAGAGACCUUGCAGAAAAAGAGCACGUAGAUGCCAUUUUCCUCACGUUGGCCUACAGGCUGAAGAAUCACAAGCCGUUGAGACUGAAACAGCCUAGCGAGAGUAACUUUAUACAGCUCGCUGCUGAACAGGAGGAGAAGACACCCUGUUAUUGCUAAUACACUUUGGCCCAUGCAAUAUUUCAUGACUAAUUGGAAGUUAUGCAGUUUAAAGGGAUAGUUUACUCAAAAUUGUUUGACUUGUCACACAAAAAAAGCACAUAUUUUGAGAAAUAAUAAAAUCUUGUAAACAGCCGACUUCCAUAGUAUUUGCUUUUCCUACUAUGGAAGUCAAUUGUUACCAACAUUUUUUCAAAGUAUCUUCUUUUGUGUUCAACUGGGGGGGAAAAAGUACUUGAGGCAAAUUAAAUUGUAAAUUUUAAGUUUUGUGUGAACUGCCCCUUUAAAAUAACUCUUUAGGAUUUAUGUUUGUAUCUAAGUGGAAUUUAAUGGCCUAAUUUAUGGAUCAUAUGGGCAUUUUUUGUGGCAUUUUGUUUGUUAUUCCAUUUGAUUCCACAUGUUAUGAAGCAAGUGACGUUUUGUUGUAUCAGGAAAAACCUGCCUAUAUCUUAUUAAUGCAUUUUAUUAUUUACUGAAACAAGCUCAAUGCCUUGGAGACCUCACUGUUAUGAUCCUCACAGCCUGCAUGUUGUUACAAUGUUCUUCAGUCGGUUGCUAUGAUAAUGCAACGGUAUGCAAUCUGGGGCAUGUCUGACCAUCAUUAUUCUGAGCUGGUAUUUUAUAUUUGUGGAUGCAUAUCACUUGCUAUUAUGUUUACUUUGCACAAAACUUCUGCUACUUAAGAAUUGUAUGCAAACUUGAUCUAUAAUUAAACCUUGCGAGACGCUGGUGUAAUGAGUAACUUAAAGGGAUAGUUCACCCAAAAAAAAAAGGGCCAUUGUUUACUUGUCAAACUUGUUUCUUUUGCUUUAGAAUCAUUGGAGGGUCAAUAAAUAGUGAAGGAAGUUUCAAAUUUGGUUGAACUAUUCCAUGUGAACACUAGUGGGCAGCACUGUCAAAGCGUUCGUAUAUGAAAUAAAAGGUAUAGGAGGGGAAAUGCUAUAUUUCACACACUGUAAAACCCAACAGUCAACUUUAUUAAAUUAAAUGAGUGAAGUGAACUCAAAAUUGACUGAAAGUUAAUUCUAUUCGUUUGAAAAGAGUUUUGAACUCAGUGUUGAAGGUAAUGAGUUCCAAUAAAUACUUCAUUACUUUAAUGGAGUAAGUUCACAGUACUCAUAUAGAUUAGUUUUUUGAACUCAGAUUUUUGUAGCAAUCAGUUUCCUCAAAGGGUUUGAGUUGCCUUUAAACAUAUUCGGUUUUACAGUACUCAGUUGGAGUUCUCUUCAUUUAUUGAGUUUUACUGUGCUCAAAUUGCUUCAUUUACUCAAAUGGAUUAAGUUCACAAUACUCAUUAGGAAAAGUUUUUGAACUUAAACGGUUUGUUGCAAUCGGUUUCCUCAAACGGUUUGAGUUACCUUAACUGUUUGGGUUUUACAGUGCACCCUUUUAUCUUAUUCCAGCAUUAAUAUGAUACGUUUACAAAACAUUGCGUUACGACUCCCUCGUUUAAGUCACAACAUAAGAGAAAUCAGACAACAAAAUGAGCUGGAUGCAAAUUACUUAUUAUAAAUAGAACUACAACAAAUCAAGCAAAACAAACAAAUGUCUAGGGAUAAAUAAAGAACCGAAAAUAUAAUCACAACUAACUUUAACUACAUGAUAUAAAUAAUGCUAUAACAAAACCAUGGUGCGAAGCAGUGGAGCAGUAGGUAGUGCUGUCGCCUCGCAGCAAGAAGGUCGCUGGGUCGCUGGUUCGACUCAGUUGGCGUUUCUGUGUGGAGUUUGCAUCUUCUCCCUGUAUUCGCGUGGGUUUCCUCCGGGUGCUCCUGUUUCCCCCACUGUCCAAAGACAUGCGGUACAGGUGAAUUGGGUUGGCUAAAUUGUCCGUUGUGUAAGUGUGUGUGUGAAUGUGUGUUUGGAUGAUUCCCAGAGAUGGGUUGCGGCUGGAAGGGCAUCCGCUGCGUAAAAACUUGCUGGAUAAGUUGGCAGUUCAUUCCGCUGUGGCGAACCCGGAUUAAUAAAGGAACUAAGCCGACAAGAAAAUGAAUGAAAAACCAUAAGGUUACUGAAUGAAAUAGAUGGUCUUGACACGAGGACAAGUAGCCACAACGUCUUUCAUAUAAGCUAGCACAACAAUUCUUAUUUAUAUGCAUUGACUCAAUUGAUGAGCAAGCAGACAUCCAAUCAGGAUCUAAACUGGAAUCUUGGGGUUGACACAAUUGCGACAUGCUCUGAAACCGUAAACAUUUUAUGAUGUUUUAUGUAUUUUAGAAGGAAUUUCAGGCUACAGUAAGUAUUCAAACGCAUCUCAAACGCUUGGUCUAACUAUUUGUUUUGGUUAUGACCAACAGAAAAAGUACUAUAUUGCACUUUAAAUUGAGAUUGUAUCACGUCUAAACUUUGUCUUGGAUAUUUGGCGUCAUAUUAUUGUACUUGAGAGAAAUGAGACAUGUGUUAUCAUUAACUCUCAGAUGUGCUUUGAAGUGAAUAUGGAGAUCAAAUGUGCAAUAAAAAGAAUUUUGAUAACCAGUA
Messenger RNA from Danio rerio (zebrafish), 3185 nucleotides. Its product is annotated as zgc:101559. The record is from RefSeq and is marked provisional. Gene Ontology annotation, biological process: Rab protein signal transduction. Gene Ontology annotation, cellular component: endomembrane system. Lineage: Eukaryota; Metazoa; Chordata; Actinopteri; Cypriniformes; Danionidae. Gene Ontology annotation, molecular function: GTPase activity; GTP binding; G protein activity.